Cheilinus undulatus (humphead wrasse) is the source of this 3592-nucleotide messenger RNA. RefSeq names its product sia-alpha-2,3-Gal-beta-1,4-GlcNAc-R:alpha 2,8-sialyltransferase-like. The transcript has 4 exons. The record is from RefSeq and is a predicted model, not a curated record. NCBI's taxonomy places the organism in Eukaryota, Metazoa, Chordata, Actinopteri, Labriformes, Labridae. Gene Ontology annotation, biological process: N-glycan processing; oligosaccharide metabolic process. Bases 254 to 1375 code for a protein of 373 amino acids. Gene Ontology annotation, molecular function: alpha-N-acetylneuraminate alpha-2,8-sialyltransferase activity.
UGGCAGCCUGAAGGGGAGUCGCAGCGGAGUGUGAAACAGCAGACAGACGGAGGAAUGAGAGCGGACCGAGCCGGGGCAUCACUACCAUGCAACCGACCACCACCAGCCGUCCAUUUUAUACGACUGUAGGAGCCGAUGAGCGCUGGUUUGUCUAUGUCCUACAGGCGGGCAGCAGCACUGAGAGGUCCCCGCAAUGAAAACAUAGGCCAACGCCUCGUUGCAGCUACAUACAGGGAAUGUAAACGCUCCCAAGAUGGUCCGCAUCGCCAAGGCCCUGGGUUUGGUUAUUCUGUGCGUCGCUGUGCUCAUACUGUCGCUCAUCAGCUAUGUGUCCCUGAGGAAAGACAGUCUCUUCACCUCCUCCAAAUACUACAUGGGAGGCCCCAGGAUAAUGUUUCACGCGGGGUUUCGGUCUCAGUUUGCCAUGAACUUUCUGGAUCCCUCCUUCAUCCCACUAACUAAUGCCCUAAAUGAGGAGCUUCAAGGAAAACCAUCCAAAUGGAAGUUCAACAAGACAGCUUUUUACCAGCAGAGGAAAGAUAUCUUCAGCUACAUCGACAUUCCAAAAAACUUCUCCCUUACAAAGGACAGCGUGCGUGUGGGCCAGCUGAUGCACUUUGAUUACUCCAGCCAUAAAUAUGUCUUCUCCAUCAGCAACAACUUCAAAUCCUUGCUGCCAGACACCUCUCCCAUUCACAACAAGCAUUACAGCAUAUGCUCUGUGGUGGGGAACAGUGGCAUUCUGACAGGCAGCCACUGUGGCCCAGAGAUCGACCAGGCUGACUUUGUCUUCCGCUGUAACUUCGCCCCCACAGAGGUGUACUCGAAGGACGUGGGCAGGAAAACCAACCUGACCACCUUCAACCCCAGCAUUCUCGAGAGAUACUACAAUAACCUGCUGACCAUUCAAGACAGGAAUAACUUCUUCCUCCACUUGAAGAAGCUGGAGGGAGCCAUCCUGUGGAUCCCUGCCUUCUUCCUUCAUACCUCAGCCACAGUAACCAGGACCCUAGUGGACUUCUUUGUGGAGCACAAGGGCCAACUGAAGGUCGAACUGGCCUGGCCUGGAAACAUCAUGCAUGAUGUCAACAAAUACUGGAAAACUAAAAACCUCUCCCCCAAACGCCUCAGCACUGGAAUCCUCAUGUACACGCUGGCCUCUGCCAUGUGUGAUGAGAUCCACCUCUAUGGCUUCUGGCCCUUUGGCUGGGACCCCAACACAGGAAAGGAGCUGCCUUACCAUUACUAUGACAAAAAAGGGACCAAAUUCACCACCAAAUGGCAAGAGACCCACCAGCUACCCAGUGAGUUCAAGCUGCUCUACAAGCUGCACCGAGAAGGCGUGAUCAGACUCAGCCUGACACACUGCUCUUAGACACACAGUGAGUGCUGGAUGGUUUAAGAGGUGACUCCAGAGACGGGUGACCCAGAUCCAUCAGCUCAGCUCACACUUCUGUUGUGGCCCACAAUGCAUGAUUAGAGUAAAGUCUAUUUCUGACACCCUCACAUCACGCUGUAAUGCCACAUGAAGAUGUCAGACCCACAUGGGAUGUAAAUCACAGAUAUAUCACAGCGUUGUUACUCAUCCAGUAUGUUGUCGUCUUUAGUGUCACUGUUAGUACUUUUAUGCUGCUCAGUUGCUUCCAUUAACCUCCUUUGCAUGGCUGAUGGCUGUGGCUAAACAGCUCAAACUGAACAAAUGUCUAUUUUAUGUAACUGGAGUCUGCAGGGGAUUCAGCUGUAGAAACAACAACAGUUAAAUCUUUCAGUCCUGUUUGACACAAUGUUAAUUGAUUAACCGCCUUUACGACAGUAUACUGAUUCUGUACACUGAAAUCACUGCCUAAUCUCAGGGACGGAGUUAGAUCAGUGUUGUUUUAUAAUCAGAUUUAAUGCCUCAAGAGAGGUGCAGUUCCUGUUUUCAGGCCUUUUUCCCCUCAUGAGGUGUCAGACAAUCUGCACUACUCUGGAAGAUGGUACUUGUUUACAAGACUGUACACUAUAUAAAUAUAAACAUACUUGUGUGUCUUUAUUCUCUGUAUACAGUGUGACUGUCCACUUCAAAUUUUGCUGAGAAAUUUUCAAACUUUUGGAAUAAUAAUCAACAUUCCAACAAUAAGCCAUAAAUUAAUGGACAAACAAUAGUGAGUUGUGAUUUAAAUAAAGGUUUAUGGGAGGUAGUAUGAGCCUACAUUAGGUUCUGAGACUUUGAGUUAUGAGAAAUUUGCAAAAUAGAGACUACAAGUCCAUGGUCACGCUAGCUGUUUUAUUAAUGUUGCAGUGUAGAAAAGCAGGCAAUGCAUGGAAAACCAUUAAAGCUGUUUACAAAACUGUAACAGCUACUUCUGAAUUAUGUUCAGAGUUCUUUAGACCCUUGAAUUAUUUGGUUAAGGAUUUUUAAAUCCUUAGAAAGAGAAUAUUAGGCCUGCAACCUCAGCUGCUAGUCUUAUUUCUGUUCAGAAACUUACUGUACAUGGGAAAACUUUUUUUUCAUUUUUUUAAAGGAAAAUUACAUACAACCAACAAUAGCCAAAAAGGUGUUAAGCCAACUUAGGCUCAUUCUGCACAAGAUAAAUGAAGAAGAUCCUGUUGCAGCUGUUUGCAAGUCCAUUUAGUUUUGAAUUAAAGGGCCUUUAACUUGAAAAACACAACUAUACUCUUAUUAUGUAUUAUUAUACCUAUUAUUGAACAUUUCUUUUAACUUUUUCGGCUUUGUGGUUUAAAAAACAUAUUUAAGUUUUAAUGAUGGAGCUUUGAAGUCUUUUGUACCUGCGGUAAGAUGGGCUAGCUAUUUCUUUUCAGUUAAUUUCAGCUUCAUUAACCGGCAGCUAAGCUUAAUAGCUUCUGGCUUCAACUUAACACUUGUUCUGGCAACAAAUGUUUUCUGUUAAUAUACAAAAUUCUGAACUAGUUAACCUGUAACAUUCCUACCACAGAAAUGAUGUCACUUCAGUUUGAUUGAUGUCUAUCUGAUUUUGCUAUCUUUCAGUGCCGUUUCUUGCUAUAUGCGUACUGUGCAAAUGCAUAGUGACCCACAAGCCAACAGGGGGCCCCAAAGCUGAAGGUUCAGCCUCAUCUGAGGAGAAUUAAAAUGACCUGUCUUUAUCCCUUAUAUGCUUACAAAUAUAUGUAGGAUAUAAGAAUAAAAAUAAGCUGCAAUGAUUAGCUGUGUCGGUGGGGUUGUUGUUGUGUGAAUGUUUGCUAUGUCAUCGUCCAGUAAAAGUCAUUUCUCAGAUAUUUGCCACUUAAAAUUACUUUAGGAUUAAUUAUGAUUGAUUUAUUAAGUUUAAUGUGUAUUUUAUAGGUCUCUAAUUAGAAAUGUGCUACUGCGUUAUAAAUAACACUAGUUAUUUAUCAAGUGACUAAUAAAUUUAAGGCCUAUUGUUAAUUGUUUUGGACUUCUGUGGCAGUGGAUUACUGCUAACUAAACUGAGUUAGAUGCAGUCUCCCUCUUUGGUAGAUUAUUUUAUGUUGCAACAAAGCUGCUUGGCAAUAAAUCUUUUACCGUUGGAAAGCCUGUUUAUUUCCCUUUUAAAUGGUGACACAUUUGUAAGGAACAUGCAUUUCUGGGAUGAACAGCAGAGCUGAGUAU